UAUUAUUUGACACAUUAGCCAACAUGUGUGUAGAAUUGAAUUGUAAUAAUAAGAAGCAAUCGGCGUGACUUUAUUUGUAAAAAAUACUUUUGAAAAUAGCGUGCUUUAUUAAAACUUUAUAUUUAUAUAAUCGUUUAUUUUAUUAAAUAUUCGUUUGAAAACAUAAAAGCUCUUACACCUCUAAAACCUAUUAUUUAAAAAGCUAAAUAAUGGAAGUGGAAAACGGCGAAGGACAGGUUCAGGUGCGGCUUAAAACCAAACAGCAGCAUUUUGCUGUACCAGAUGUUCCGUACACAAUAGAAGGAAGCGUGACCACGGCAGAUUUGAAUACAUUUGUAAAUACGUUACUGGAGCAAUCUACAUUGAAUAAUAGUGGAUACAAGUCACCGAUUGAAUUUGAUUUCAUAGUGAUUGAUGAGUAUUUGCGCGGUCGUUUGUGUGAUCAUCUGCGUGAAAAAGAGAUAUCUUUUGAAGAUAGUAUUGACAUUGAAUAUGUCGAACGAUUUCCCGCACCGGAACCGCAGGAUUGUCUGUUGCAUGACGAUUGGGUUUCCGCAGUAAAAGCCUGUGACAAAUGGAUAUUAACUGGCUGCUACGAUAAUACCAUAAACAUUUGGACAGUGAAAGGCAAACAUGUAUUAACCAUUCCAGGACAUACGCAGCCACUGAAGGCAGUUGCUUGGGUUUCGGUUGAUGAAGAACGUGGAAAAUUCGUUUCUUGCUCCCAAGAUCAAACGGCAAUGUUGUGGGAAUGGGUGGUUGGUACGAAUUCAGUUGAAUGUGUCUCGAUAUGUAAGGGACAUGAGCGUGGUAUUGAUUGUGUUGAUGUUAAUCCCGACAGAACAAAGUUUGCUACGGGUAGUUGGGACACAAUGUUGAAAAUAUGGUCGGCAGAAAUUAAUGAGGGGGAUGAAGGUACUUCGAAGAGACAAAAAGAAAGCGGUACAACAAGAGUGCCUGAAAUUACACUGCAAGGGCAUCGCGAAUGCAUUUCUUCUGUACAAUGGAUGGAUUCGAAUACACUUUUAACAGGCAGUUGGGAUCAUACACUGAAAAUUUGGGAUCUGCACCUUGAAGGCAUUAAAUCUGAAAUUUCUUCAAAUAAAUCGAUUUUUGAUGCUAGUUAUUCGAAUUUGAAUCGUCUUAUUGUCACAGCAUCAGCGGAUAAAAACUUAAGACUUUACGAUCCACGCACAAACCAGGGCAACCUUGUGCGCAACACAUAUUUUGGGCACAGUCAGUGGGUGCAAACAGUCAUGUGGUCCACAACGGAAGAAUACUUAUUUAUAUCUGGUUCCUAUGAUAAUCAAAACAAAUUAUGGGAUUAUAGAAGCCCAAAGGCUCCACUCUACGAUUUGCUCGGACAUGCUGACAAAGUGCUGGACAUCGAUUGGUCAAAUCCUAAGUAUAUCGUAUCUGGCGGUGCUGACAAUACAGUGAGAGUUUUCAAGUCUCGAAAAGCUGUGGCGUCCGCACCAAUGGAUGAUGCAAUAUAAAAAGCAGCUAGUCUGGAACAAAUAAUUUUCUAAGAAAAUGCAUCCAGCAUGGAACCUUUUUUCUUUUUUUUUGUACUUUUAAUAGUUAAAUUGAAUUUUGAUAAAAAAGGAAAUGCUUAAAGAUUUCUGCAAUAAAUAUUGAGAGACAGUCAAA
Messenger RNA from Zeugodacus cucurbitae (melon fly), 1650 nucleotides. RefSeq names its product ribosome biogenesis protein WDR12 homolog. The record is from RefSeq and is a predicted model, not a curated record. Gene Ontology annotation, cellular component: preribosome, large subunit precursor. NCBI's taxonomy places the organism in Eukaryota, Metazoa, Arthropoda, Insecta, Diptera, Tephritidae. Gene Ontology annotation, molecular function: protein binding. The transcript is spliced from 6 exons. Bases 210 to 1496 code for a protein of 428 amino acids. Gene Ontology annotation, biological process: ribosome biogenesis.